AUGCCACAGCUCAUCUCUGACCAAGGACGGCACACCAAUCCGUUAGUCUGGCUAGCUGCGAUUCUGUGCAGUGUCCUAGCGAUCGCUGUCAUCGCCGGCGGGAUAGUGGUGUUCGCCAUCUACAUGAUCUACAAGCCCAGAGCGCCUUACAUAAAGGUGGCCUACGCGCAACUCAGCAGUCUGGAUUACGACCAGUCUGGCCUCCUCGAGAUCGAGAUGGCCUUGGCUCUGGUAGCGGAGAACGACAACGAGAGGGUCCACACUAGCUUCUCCGACCAGAGCAUCCUCCUCCAGUUCCAUGGAAUCGAUGUGGCCGCGCUGCAGGCUGAUCCAUAUGAGGUCGCCAAGAACAGCUCUGUGGAUCUGAACUACCUCUUCCAGUCGGGGCCGCUCCCGCUGGACGACAGCGCAAUGGAGACCAUGGACGUCGCUCUGAAGCGGGGAGUUGUGCCAUUCGAGCUCAACGGGCACGCCAGAACAAGAUGGAGAGUGGGGGUUUUCCUCUCCCUGAGGUCCUUGGCCCACCUCCAUUGCAAACUCCGCUUCUUCUGGCCCAAUGGCAGUGCCAUCGACUUGGACUGCACCUCCAGAGCCCGCUGA
This is a messenger RNA of Zingiber officinale, 600 nucleotides long. RefSeq lists its product as uncharacterized. The record is from RefSeq and is a predicted model, not a curated record. The transcript has a single exon. Bases 1 to 600 code for a protein of 199 amino acids. NCBI's taxonomy places the organism in Eukaryota, Viridiplantae, Streptophyta, Magnoliopsida, Zingiberales, Zingiberaceae.